Molecule: messenger RNA, 786 nt
Organism: Cynara cardunculus var. scolymus (artichoke)
Lineage: Eukaryota; Viridiplantae; Streptophyta; Magnoliopsida; Asterales; Asteraceae
Exons: 3
Coding region: 1-591 (196 amino acids)
Source: RefSeq, a predicted model, not a curated record
AUGGAUUCUUCAGGUAAGAGGGAGAGCCUACCACCGGUCCCGGCUUGCUCGUAUAGCCGUCCGUUUAUCCACCACCACCACCACCACCAUCAUCGGUGUCUCGAACUGUCACCACAUUGUCAACUGCACGGCGGCUACCUUUUGCAUCCAAGCAGUCAUCAUCACCACCACAGUGCCACCGCCCACAGCCACCAUCACCACCUGGAGUUAUCGCCUGAUUGUCCACUCCAUGGAUAUCUACUACCUUAUUGCCCAUUGCACAGCUCAAAUUCCUACUCAAUCAAUCAGUCAACAACCAAUUUCCCCAUAAUCCCCAAUUUUGCUCCGACAAUUCCUCCUCCGCAAAACCCUAACCUCUCCAACCCUAAUAUCAACAAUUUGAACUCCAUACAACUUGAAGCUGAUACAAAUUCUAAAUCUGAAGCUCUAUUGAUGCAAGAAAGGAAUAAAGAAGUCGAAGAUGGAAAUGAAGAUGAAGAUGAAGAGGAGAUUAUCUUCGUGUUAACUGACGAAUGGAAAGAGUUUUUUGCAAAAUCUGAAGCUAAACGGAGAUUAGCAAAGAAGAAAGCAAAAAAGAAGGGUAAAGAUUAAAAGAGCUUGCAUUUGUUCUUUAUUUCAGGUACAACCACCAAAAUUGUAAUGAUCCUCUAUAUGAUAACUACUACAAACUUGAAUGAUUUUGAACUUGCCUUCUUAUGGCUUCUAACCAAACCAAACAUACCUAAUAUAUCUCAUCAGAGUAGGGUCUAGGGAGGUAUGAUGUAUGCAAACCUUUCCUUGAGAACG